AUGGUGUGUAUGGAUGGAAAUAAGGCUUUUACCUUAAAAUACGGUGGCAAAAAUCCAUGGUUUGAUUGUCAUCGUCGUUUCUUACCUCAUAAUCAUGCAUUUAGAAGAAGUAAAAAAGGGUUCACUAAAAAUAGGGUUGUGAAAGAUGAACCUCCUCCAAUAUUGACCGGUGAAGAAGUUUGGGGUUGGGUUCACAAUAUUCCACGAGUGAUAGAUAAUGCACAUUCUAAAUUGUCUGGAUAUGGAAACAAGACUAAGGACAAUGAAAAAGCACGAAUGGACUUGGCCAUCAUUUGCCAACGUAGCGACUUGGAGUUGGUUCCACAUAACCAUGGAAAAAUGACAAAACCUAAGGCAAAUUAUUGUCUUACGUCUAAUGAGACAAAGAAUGUUUGUAAAUGGAUAAAGGAGCUUAAGAUGCCAGAUGGGUAUGCUUCUAACUUGGCAAGAUGUGCAGAUGUUAAUAUAGGACAAAUGAAUUGGAUGAAAAGCCACGAUUGUCGCGUAUUUGUGGAGUGUUUGCUUCCAUUUGCAUUUAGUUCACUGCCUGACCAUGUGUGGAAACCAUUAACAGAAUUAAGUCAAUUCUUUAAAGGCUUGUGCAACAAUACCUUAAGACACGAUGAAUUGGUCAAAUUGGGUGAAAAUAUUCCAUUCAUCAUAUGCAAACUUGAAAGAAUCUUUCCACCAGGAUUCUUUGAUUCAAUGGAACAUCUUCCAAUUCACCUACUGUAUGAGGCAAAACUUGGUGGUCCAGUUCAAUAUCGAUGGAUAUAUACAUUUGAAAGAAAGAUGGGUGAUUUUAAGCGCACAGUGAAAAACAAGGCUAGAGUGGAAAGCUCAAUAUGUAUGUCAUACUUACAUCGAGAGACAACAUAUUUUUGUUCCCACUAUUUCAAAACAAUCUCUUUGUUUGAUAGAAGCCCGCGUAAUGAAGGUGCAAAAUUAAAUGAUGCUGUCACGACAACACUAUCAAUUAGCAAUCAAUUAGGACGUCCUAGUGGGAAGGCUCAAACUCAUUGGUUAAGUGAUGCUGAAAGAAGCGCCUUUUUGCACUCUAAUUCCAUUAUUGAAGACGAUCCUAUAUCUCAAACACGUAUACAUGGAGAAUUCCCAGAAUGGUUUCGUGCGUAUGCCAGUGACAAGGAAAAUGGUGUGACUGACCCUAACUUGUUAUCAUUAGCUUGGGGUCCUGACUCAAUGGUCAAAACAUGGCACAAGUAUUACAUUAAUGGAUACAAAUUUCACACAAAAACUUGGUCUCAGGGUAAGAAAACCAUAAGUAGUGGAGUUUAUGUGAAAGGGGUUACUGGAGGAUGGGAAGAUGAUUUCUAUGGAGUUAUCCAACAUAUCUUUGAGUUGGAGUAUUACAAAUUGCCUCACAAGGUAGCCUUGUUUUAUUGCCAAUGGUUUGAUCCUAGACGAAAUAGAGAAACCAAAGUUCAUCCGCAAUAUGAUAUUGUAGAUAUCAAGAUGAAUCGGAAAUAUGAUCUCUAUGAUCCCUUCAUAAUUGCACAAAAAGCUAGACAAGUGUAUUAUGUACCUUAUCCUGAAAUGCGAACUGAUAAGCGUCACCGAUCUGCCGUUAUCAAAACAAAGCCUACGGGUCAUGUAGAGGUGGACGAAGUCGAUGAGGACUGCCAUAUCAAGAUGAAGAUAUGGCACAUGUUGAACAAUUAA
Messenger RNA from Cicer arietinum (chickpea), 1680 nucleotides. RefSeq lists its product as uncharacterized. The record is from RefSeq and is a predicted model, not a curated record. NCBI's taxonomy places the organism in Eukaryota, Viridiplantae, Streptophyta, Magnoliopsida, Fabales, Fabaceae.